This is a messenger RNA of Passer domesticus (house sparrow), 8243 nucleotides long. RefSeq names its product minichromosome maintenance 9 homologous recombination repair factor (gene MCM9). Gene Ontology annotation, cellular component: nucleus; MCM complex. Gene Ontology annotation, biological process: double-strand break repair via homologous recombination. The record is from RefSeq and is a predicted model, not a curated record. Bases 139 to 3612 code for a protein of 1157 amino acids. The transcript is spliced from 12 exons. Lineage: Eukaryota; Metazoa; Chordata; Aves; Passeriformes; Passeridae. Gene Ontology annotation, molecular function: ATP hydrolysis activity; single-stranded DNA helicase activity; ATP binding.
GCCGCGCCCCGCCCCGCCUCGCCUGGCUCCUCGAUGGGCUUUUCCUAGGGAAAGACAAAGUUUCCCGCGCGGCCGUAGCGGGAAGCGCGGCCGUGACCGCCUCCGGCGCCCUGCCCUCCCCGCGCAGCGAGGGACACCAUGGUGCUGAGCGCGGAGCAGGUGAGCCUCAUCGGGCAGGUGUUCGAGUCCUACGUGCUGGAGCACCACAGGGACGAAAUCCUGGCCAUCCUGAGGGAGCCGGACGACCAGGCGCACUACCCGGUCGUCGUCGACGCCUUGACGCUCUUUGAGACCAACAUGGAGAUCUGGGAGUACUUCAACGCCUUCCCCAGCCAGGUGCUCCCGGUUUUCGACAGCGCGCUGCGCCGGGCCGCGCUGGCAGCGCUGCAGGAGAGCGCGGAGCCCGCAGAGCUCAGCCUCAAGCAGAACCUCCACGCCAGGGUCUCGGGUUUGCCUGUUUGCCCAGAGCUGACUCGAGAGCACAUUCCUAAAUCCAAGGAUGUGGGGCACUUUUUGUCUGUUACUGGGACUGUCAUACGUACCAGCUCGGUGAAGGUUUUGGAGUUUGAGCGGAGUUACAUCUGCAACAAGUGCAAGCACGUGUUUGCUGUCAAGGCUGACUUUGAGCAGUACUAUGCAUUCUGUCGUCCAGCAGCCUGUCUCAACGAAGAAGGCUGCAACUCAACCAAGUUCAUGUGUCUCUCUGGAACUACCUCUUCUCCCACCUGCUGCAGGGACUAUCAAGAAAUCAAAAUUCAGGAACAGGUUCAGAGGCUGUCUGUUGGAAGCAUCCCUCGUUGCAUGGUGGUUGUUCUGGAAGAUGACUUGGUGGACAGUUGCAAAUCUGGAGAUGACAUCACAGUGUAUGGAGUGGUAAUGCAAAGGUGGAAACCUUUCCACGAGGGUGCACGCUGUGACUUGGAGCUUGUUUUAAAAGCCAACUAUGUUAAAGUGAACAACGAGCAGCUAGCAGGGGUUGUAAUUGAUGAAGAAGUUCGCAAGGAAUUUGAAGACUUCUGGGAAAGGCAUAGGAAUGAUCCCUUAGCAGGGAGGAAUGAAAUUUUGGCUAGCUUAUGUCCUCAAGUUUUUGGAUUGUACCUGGUGAAGCUGGCUGUAGCCAUGGUGCUUGCUGGUGGUGUGCAGAGGACUGAUGCGGCUGGAACUCGAACCAGAGGUGAAUCACAUCUUCUGUUGGUUGGAGACCCAGGUACAGGGAAAUCUCAGUUCCUCAAGUAUGCCGUAAAGAUUAUGCCACGCUCUGUGCUUACAGCAGGAAUUGGGUCCACAAGUGCAGGUUUGACAGUGACUGCUGUGAAGGAAUUUGGGGAGUGGAAUUUGGAAGCUGGAGCACUGGUGCUUGCAGAUGGAGGCCUCUGUUGCAUUGAUGAGUUCAAUAGUAUCAAGGAACAUGACAGAACCAGUAUCCACGAGGCAAUGGAGCAACAAACCAUCAGUGUUGCAAAGGCAGGCUUGGUGUGCAAGCUUAGCACGAGGACAACUAUCCUGGCAGCAACAAACCCUAAAGGCCAUUAUGACCCCAAUGAGUCUGUCUCUGUCAACAUAGCUCUUGGCAGUCCCCUGCUGAGCAGAUUUGACCUGGUUUUGGUAUUGUUAGAUACAAAGAAUGAGGAAUGGGACCACAUAAUUUCAUCCUUCAUCUUGCAAAAUAAAGGCUGCCCAAGCAAAUCAGAAAAGCUCUGGAGCAUGGAAAGGAUGAAGACCUACUUCUGCCUUAUAAAAAGCAUCCAGCCAAAAUUGUCUGAUGAGAGCAACCUGAUCCUUGUUCGCUACUAUCAGAUGCAGCGUCAGAGUGACUGCAGGAACGCUGCCCGCACCACCAUCCGCCUGCUGGAGAGCCUGAUACGCCUUGCAGAAGCUCAUGCCCGGUUGAUGUUUAGGGAUACUGUGACUUUGGAAGAUGCUGUAACUGUAGUGUCAGUGAUGGAAUCUUCUAUGCAGGGGGGUGCACUUCUUGGAGGCAUCAAUGCCUUACACACUUCAUUUCCAGAAAAUCCAAUGGAGCAAUACCGAACACAGUGUGAAAUCAUAUUGGAGCGGCUGGAGCUGAAAGAUCUUCUGCACAAAGAGCUACAAAGACUUGACAGAUUGCAAAUGCAAAAUUCAUGCCAGCAGCAGCCUGAAGAAACAAAUUCCAAUCCUACCACAAGGUGCUCAAAUGAGGAUGCAUUUGGUCAGUCAAAGCCAAGGUCUCAGUCAGAACCUUCAAAUCAAGAAGGGGAUAACUCUGGGCCACAGACACCUUUGCUUGAAGGCAGCUGUGAAGAGAAUAUUCAUCUAGAACCCUUGUGCAACCCAGCACAUGGUAAUAACAAAAAUACAAGCAGCCUGGCAUGGUUUGACAGCAUGGAAGAGAGCAGCAUUGAUGCUGAAGAAAAUUCUCAGAGGAAGUCUCAUGUGCCCAAAAUAUCUCCAAAUAAUUUGGCUUCAGAAACUUCAGGUUCUGAAGAAAGCUCGGCUUCAAUACCAAGGAAGCAAAAUGGAAUAAGGGAGUCACCAGCAGCUGUGGAUCUGCAUGCUCCUCUGAAACAAAAGGACAAAGUUUCCAAGUUAAGGAGGAAAAGGACUGAAGAACACAACUGUUCUUCAAACGAUAAUAUUGCAGACCCAGCACCAAGUGCUAGUGUGCAGGAUUCAGUUAUUAGACAGCAUGCUUCUAGAAGCUGGAAGAGGUUGCACAGGGAGAAGUCAUAUGGAUUCUUUACAAGUACACAGGACCCCAAGGCAAAGGCCCUUCCUUCAGAAUUACCUGCCUCUGGUCUGCCAGAUCUCUCAAGUGAUGCAGAUUCUGUGCUAGGAGAAGAGAACAGCGUAUCAGUAGCAGCAAAAAGUACAGCAGUUUCCAUAAGAAAAAGAAGUAAAGAUCAAGUAGUGAAGGAAACAAAGGUAGUGAGUUCCCAUGAGCAAGAAAGUGAAAGUCUCCCAGCUGCUAAACUAGCUAAAUUUUCUUUCAGACCAAGGACAAAGCUUGGUCAUUCUCCAGAGAAGACAAAUGAAGAAUUUUCUCAUUUUCCAAGUGAAACUAUUUUUAAGCCAGGAGAGCAGCUCCAGGGAAAGCAGCUUCCAGAAGAAUGCUGCCCACCUGAGAAAAGCAAGAUGACAGUGACUCACUUAGGAAAAUGUAGUUUGGAAAAAGGAUCAAUUGAUAAUAAAAGGGAAGAAGAGCAGAAGAGUGGGGCCUUAGGGAAAGAGAUCAGAGAAAGUGCAGCAAUACGCUCUGAUGUCAGUUUUGAUCAUGUGUCACCUCCACCCACUGAGAAGAAAAGGGAGGCAGAGGAAAAACUGGGUGGUUCAAGCGCAGGGAAGGUGCACUCCAGCAUAUUAGCUAAGCUGUCCACAUUCUCCUUUGUGUCACGUCCUGAGGCAAAAUCAGAAACCUCACCUGCCAUUAAGAAUGACACCAGCAAGGAAAGCCACAGCCCAUUGCUGCAGGUGCACGUGAGCAAUCCUAGCAAAAGGAAGAGUUUUGCAUUUGGAAAUUCUAGUACAGCCAGCGUGGUGACAAAAAAAUCUCUCUUCUCCAUAGCAGAGCUGGAUGAUGCUACAUUAGAUUUUGAUUGGGACAAAGAGGUUAGGAAAAAUCCAAGCAUGUAAAAUUUCUAUCCUCCCAAUUAUUUAACGUGCAGUUCUUCUGAAUUUUCACCUUCUAUCGCUUGUAUCCAUAGUUUUCAAAACAUUUCAUAGAAUCAUCCUGGACCUGUGAACAUCUUUCUUUAAGGGCUAUAUACUUUACAUAAGCAAGAACUGCUAGUGCUGCAGGCCUGAUUUGGAUUUUAGUUUUCUAAACUCUUCCCAAGACUAUUUAUCUCAGUUCACUGUUUUGAUUGAACUGAUGAACCCUAAAGACUGGUAUAGCUAUGUUCGUGUGUCCAGAGUGAAUGAUCUUGCAGAAGAGCACUCUUAAUUGACUUUAUCCUUUAUUUCAUGUGACACUCAGAACUACAUAUUAUUCAGCUUGUCCUUCCAAGUGGUGCCACUUUAGAAAAAUGAUGGCACUCAAGCUGUGUCAUUAUGUUUUGUUUAUCUGUAUGUGCAAUUUGUCUUAGCAUAGUUACUAUUGUGAUCUAUCAUCAUGCUAUGGUAAAUGUUUCUGUAUUUUGAAUAUCAUGACAACUUUGCUUCAUCUUUGAUUUGUCACACAGCUGAUGUUGAAAACACAGAUUGAGAGCUUUUUGUUUCUGUUUUUUACAUUCGGUUUUAAAUACACUGGUUCAGAUAUCUGUGUCUGUAUUCUGGGUUGUUUUAUCAAAACCUGACUCUGUAAUAAACACACAGUUCCCCACUGCAGAGACCAAUGAAUUUCAGGUGAUUGAAUAGGAGUUGUCAGUAACCAGGGUAACUUUAAUGCAGGCAUUAAGCCCUGGCAGAUAAACUACACUUCAAACCUAGCAGCACAGUGAAGAGCUUCCCUAGUGUAGCUGGGUUCUGAGUCAGAUAAUGUUUACUUGGAUAUUUUAAUUAUUAUUAGAGUUUUACUGCAUGUGACAUGUAGUUUGUCUUCUGUAGCAUGCUGCAUCUUGGGUCCUACAUUUGUCUAAUGGGAAGUUAAUCUACUAAUGUAUGACAUGUUUACAGAGAAAGGUAAGCCUUAAUUUUCUUCUAGUGACUUGCCUGGUAUGUUUCUUCUGUGUUUGAAUUCUCCACAGUGUAUUAUUAUUAUAACCUGCAAGGUAAACAGAGAAUAGAGUGGUUGCUUACUGCACAGUAAAUCCCUUGGGAGACUUGCUAGCAGAAAGAUCUGAUUCUCUCUUGAUAUGCUUAGAAGUAGCUCCUUUGAAACCAAGUGAGUUAAAACACUGCAGAAUUUCAGAGAAUUGAGGCAGUGUGAGGCCCAAGUACACCAGAGUGGUACAGUGAAAUUGUGAGAACACUAAGGAUGGUGUUGGCUUACUGUUCAGGGUUCAGCAAAGUGACAGAAACAUUGCUAUCCAGACUGAUUGUGUAGUUCUUCCACUGGAAACGUGCCAUCUACCAAAACAAGUGGAAUUCAUCCACCUCCCUCCCAAAGCACAGAGCCACCCUAUCAUGUUCCUCCUCACACCUGUGCCAGGGUGAGGCUGACAUGCACCCAUGACCUACUGCCCAUGGAAAUCAGACGUAUCCUACGGGGUGCUGUGUCUGCACUGAAAGAAGGGUCAAGAAUUCUGGGCCCAUGAGCAUUUGUGAUGGUCUUUCUACUUGAAUUUUUUUGCAUCAGCUGCCUGCAUGGUGGUCUCUUUUACAGUCAGAAAUCCUCCUUCCUAGUUUUUGGGUUCGAUGGGUGUUACUGGCUGGCCAGUGCAAAGCUAGAACAUAGCUACUGUCUUUACUAGCCAAGCUUCCAACCCUCAAAAUAAUAUGUUUGAGCGCAAGUUUGAUAAUGCCCUGGAGACGUUCCAGACUUUCUGGAAAGAGCAUGGUUGGGUCACUAUCUGUGUUUUAGGCAUCUAAAUCCAAACAUAGACUGUAGAAUUUAGGUAGAGUGAAUUUGUUAUUUUUGGUAGUGUCUUACUGGUGAUUAGUUUUUGUGGGAUAAUAUGCUGGAUAGUAUACCAGUAAAAAAGAAACUUUUCAGACUCCCCUGAUUAGAAAUAGUCAGCGUACUACUUUAUGAAAUGGAACAAUGAUUCUUUACUGAGCAGAGGUUUUUGAGAUUUCCCAUUUAGAAGCAAAGAAAAGGAGGCACAGGGACAUUCCACUGAGCUUGCAGAAAGGCCCAUCUUUUCUAUACUGCUGGAGGAAAAGUACUGUUGCCUUUCCAAACUGUCUGCAAAAAGGUCCUACUCACCCAAGUGUGAGGGGUAAGUAACCAAAGAAUACAUUUGGAAAAGCAGAUACUGCUGAGAUUGUUCUUUACCAGACCACUUGAAAUACUACUGUUGUGGUGCUGCUUCUGAUUCAUAGCAUGAAUUUGGAGCUUCCAAGAUAAAUGAGGAGCUCACAGUAACAAGAAAAUGAUACCUGCUGCUGAUUUACUCUCACCCUCACUGUUGCCAUUGCUACAGAACCCAUCUCUCAGUGCUUUGGCAGGGAACGUUGCUAACUUCUUUCCUUUCCCUUUAUAAAUCAACUUCCCCCACAAAUAAUCACAAGUUUUAAUGUUUUUUGAGUGCUACAAUAGCCCAAUGAUUGGUGAAUUUAAAGCACUAUGGCAGUGACAGUCUGCUGGGCUAACCUACAGAUGAAUUUUCUUUUUGAGUGCUUUGUGCAGUCAAGGGGCAGAUGAGUCACUUCCUGCCAGCCUGUCUUCCUGGCCACACACUGAGCCAUUAUCUGUUUUAUCACUUGCCUCUCUGAGUCUAUGGUCCAUCAAAUCAAUUAUUAUCGAAUACACUAGUAUUUUAUUAGGCUGUGUCAUGGAAGGAGAAUAUAUACGCCUGGUCAUGCAAUGUCAGUGCAGCUCCCUCCAAAGCUCCCCUGGGAGGUACUGCCCAUCCUAUUUAAGGGACUUCUGGAGCAGAUAUCUAGUUCUUAAGCUUGCAAAACAACCCAGAAUAGGAAUCACUUGCCAUGUAAACAUCUUGCAAAAACAGCCUUCAGUUCUUUCCAGCAGUAUGAAAAUUUUAAACAUGCCACAAAAAAAUCUGGCAGAAGUUGAACUGAGAAGGGAGUGUGUGCCGUGUGGCUGAGCUCCUCUGUUAAUAUGUUCUUGUGCUGACCCCAAGCCAGUCUUAUUCCCCUUCAUAUGCUGCUUUUCAUUCUAAAUAGCUGGCAAGCAGAAAAAAACCCUACAUGGCUGAGUUUGAUUGUUGUUCGUGUUUUUCUUAAGUGGUCUGAAUGCUGUGAUUCUUGCUGGAUACAUUAGUUAAUGAGUUAAAUAUCAUAAUAUGAUGUGCACCAGGAUUACAAAACCAAGUGAGCUAAAGCCAAAGACAAGGCAAAGUCAAACUGAACUGAAAGUUCUGAUUAGUAGAUUCCAUGUGAACAGAUGUCCCAAGUGAGGAUAUAUAAUAUCCCAUUCUAGAGAGAAUGUAUUUAUUGAUGGGAAGAUGAGGUAGAUAGAGUAUUAAGUGCUCUGUAUUUCAUGUGAAUGAGGCAAUAGCUUCAUUAAUAAUAAAUAAUAAUUAUGUCAUCUCCCUUAGGUAUCUAGUGUGCCUUUGCUUAUCAAUACUUUUCUUCCUGUUAGAAAGAAGAAUAUUAAUAGUUCCAAGGAAUAACAUUGUCCUUUACUUAAUAAGGAGCACAGCUAUUUUAGAAAAGAGUGAAAAUGUGUUUUUUGUCAAGUUUGACAUUCUGAGCCAAUUCAUGCAAAUACAGUUGUGCACGUAAUAUUUCUGUAUGUAUUACUGGAGAACUACAUACACAAAAAUACAUGCAUAACAAGGCCAUAUUGUUUAAAAAUGCAGAUGUUAUUAUACUGUAUUGUUGCAGUGCUGUUUACAAAGAGAUGUCCUUUGGAGCAGUGACUUUGCAAUCAGUAACAUUUCCUAACUUGAACUCAAUAGUCAUGAGAGAGUUACCACAUGUAAAAAGUCAAGGAAAGUAUGUGUCAUCACAGUCCCCAACAGAAAAGCUUGUACAAGCAAUACCUGCAUGACCAUGAUCACUCACAAGGUGUUGGCACCUUCUGAAUAGCAGGUACCAUGUUCUAAAUCAUCCUGUUACUGCUGUCAGCAUUAUUCCAUUCUCCCUGGCAACUGAAAGCAGUGGUGAAGAACAGUGGGAGCUGCAAGUUCUCUGAUGUAAUCAUCUUCUGUGUUCAGCAGCAUCCUUAUGUUGCUUAUCUUCAUUGCCAGAUCCUAGGUGAGUGCACCACAUUUUUCCAGAAAUGUUACUUGUCUUUCUCUGGAAGGGUUUUCUUUCUCCAAUCAAGGCACCUACUCACCACAACCCACUGUUCAUCUGUAGAACAAAACAUCACAAGGAAGAAAAGGAACACUUCUGUGGCUUCAACAGGAGAGAGGCAGUCAGCAACUUGAGCAGCUGCACCUGCAGCUCUGCUUCUAGUCCAUCUCAGUGGUCUGGAAGCACAGCUCUACUUGUUUCACCACCUUCAUUCCCAUUCAACACUACCAGGACAGCAGCUUUACUCCAUUCCCACUUUCAUGGCAAUGUGGAGAUGUGAAAAUGUCUUUGAAUAUAAACAUCUGUGUGCUUUACAGCCAUGAUUUUUAAGAGGUUCUUUUGGAUCACAGAUUGACCUCAGAAACUUUUGUAGUCAGAGUUAGAAUAAAUUUCUCUAAACUUUUCCUGGAAUUUCCCUAUGGCAAAUUAACUUUUUUGAUAAAAAUACUUUUUACAGUGUC